AUGAUGUGUCUUGACGAUUCGAGGAGUCGAAAUCUGUACGAUUCGGACCACGACAGCGUGAGCAGCGGCGAGGAGAUCCCCGUGUGGGUGCGGGGCGAACAACGAUGGGUGUCCGGCGUCACCGAAGACACCACUUGUCAAGAAGUAGUCCAAGUGCUGCUGCACGACGAAGAAAGAAGGGGUAGACCCUUAAGUUAUUCGCAACAAUACCAAAUCACGGAGCGAUGGCGAGGGGUGGAACAACCCCUGGACGAUGUAUCGAAGAUUUUGGACAUAUGGAACGCUUGGGGAACCGCACAAACCGAGGUAAAAAUCUCGCUGAGACGAGUGAAACAGGAUUUCCAGCGACCGGCCAGUCGAAGAACCCGCUGCAGAUCGGAUUCGAGCACUUGGUCGGAUAGAAGCGCGUUCAAAACCAUCCACCCCAAGCGAUUGCAAUCGCUGCAAAACGAAAAACAACCCUCCAGCACCGAAGAGCUGCUGAAGUUAGUGCUCGCUCAAGGAGAGGUCAUAAGAAGGCAACUCAAAAAAUUGAGACAUAGCGAACACCAAAUAGGCUACUUGGAGGACAAAACGCACAGGGCUAGGGUGAGAAAACACGGCAGCAACUAUUUAUUGGAGACGUACCUCAAGGGGUUAUCGGAGGCAGUCGAUCCUGAACAGGACACUCUCAUAGCCGACAAGAACAGCGACAGCGGAGUCGUGACCGAAGGAGACAGCGAACAAUCCAACAAACAAACCAGAACCGCAGGGACGCCCUCGGAGAGGUUUUCGCCCUGCUCGCAGGACACCAACAAGGACGCCAAGGACGAGGAUUCCAGCUCGACGGUGAGCGAGGUGACGCUGAAGGAGCAGGCGGACUUGCUCGAAAAGAUCAACAAGCUAAACAGGCGGCUGCUGAAAGAGGAGGAAGCGUUGGUGAAGUUGGAGGAGAACUUCAAAAAGUACCAGAAAAGGGACGAGGAGAAGAGGGAGAAGAAGGAGAACGACGACGAAGUGGGCGAAACGCUGAGCAAACUCCGUACGGACAUGAUAAAGAGCUCGUGCGAGAUGCAACACAACGAGAUCGUGCUGGAGGAGACGAUGGAGAAACUGACGGAUAGGAGAUCGUUCUUGGAGAACUUGCACAAGGAGCUCGUCGACGAGGACAGGGAGCACGAGAUGCUGCAGACGUUGCUCUUCAGCAAAAUGCAGCAGAUGGAAAUCGAGAAACGGCGGAGCAAAAGUCAAUGUUUCUACCAAACCAAAGAAUUGUUGGAUACCCUAGUUUAA
Messenger RNA from Phyllotreta striolata, 1272 nucleotides. Lineage: Eukaryota; Metazoa; Arthropoda; Insecta; Coleoptera; Chrysomelidae. The record is from the annotation of a GenBank genome assembly.